UGAAGGAACAUCCGCACGUCGUAGUACGGGUAUGUUGUACACAUAGCGAAAGGAGACCUUUCGAAUUCUUUUCCUUUUUUUUUUCUUUUUUUUUUUUUUAUUUGCCCAAGAAAAAAUGGGAAUAGUUGAAAAGGUACAGCCUGAGAAAAGGUUGAAAGAAGAAAAGAAUCAUCAAACAUAUAGUACUAUCUUGAGCCAUGAACUCUCUUGGAAGAAGAAAGUCAUGACCAAACAAACUAAUACCAUAAUUAAACCUGCCCUUAUUGAAGAAAAAAUCCAUAGUAAAAGAGCAGCCUGGUGCACAAAGUAUCCCGCGCUAGCAGGUGGUGAAAUUAAUUAAUCAUCUGAUAUGAGAGUUAUGUUAAAGAGAUGAUGACAGAAGAAGGAUCAUCAAAUUACAGGAGGUGCCAAGACUGUGGAAAUCAAGCAAAGAAAGAUUGUCCAUAUUUAAGAUGCCGAACUUGCUGUAAAAGCCGAGGGUAUCAGUGUCAAACUCAUGUCAAAAGCACUUGGAUCCCUCUCUCUGCAAGGCGUCCAAGGCACCAUCAGAUUUCCAGUACUAUUCAACAACAGCAACCAAACCCUAAAAGAUACAGAGAAAAUCAAAAUCCUCCUGCACUAUUAGCAGGUGGAGAAGAAGAAGAACUUCCAGCAGAAGUGAGUUUACCGGCAGUAUUUCGGUGUGUCCGGGUAAGUUCAGUAGACAAUGUGGGGGAUCAAUAUGCCUAUCAGACUUCAGUGAACAUAGCAGGACAUGCUUUUAAAGGGAUACUAUAUGAUCAAGGCCUUGAUCAAAGUCAUUACAACAACAUGGCUAACGAAAGUUCCUCAAGUGGUUUACAUCACCAGCAAGUUACAACAAAUUUAAUACCACCCUCAACUUCUUACCCUAGUCCUUUUAGUAAUUUCAUGCCUGGUACGCAAUUUUUCCAAUACCAAAAAUCAUCCUGAAACAAAGAUUUCCGCUAGUCUAUGUUGCUCGAAUUCUUCAAAAAUGUCGUCAGGUAUAUUUAAUCCUCCAAAAGUAUUAAUUUUGAAGGUGACACGAGUAGGAUUCGAGCAACAUAUUGCUAGCUAAUUCUUAUAUCUCUAGAUAUCUUGUUAUGUGCAUUGCAAGUGUUAAAAGUAAAAUAAUACACA
This is a messenger RNA of Lycium barbarum (goji berry), 1140 nucleotides long. Its product is annotated as protein SHI RELATED SEQUENCE 3-like. NCBI's taxonomy places the organism in Eukaryota, Viridiplantae, Streptophyta, Magnoliopsida, Solanales, Solanaceae. Bases 370 to 951 code for a protein of 193 amino acids. The transcript is spliced from 2 exons. Gene Ontology annotation, biological process: positive regulation of DNA-templated transcription. Gene Ontology annotation, cellular component: nucleus. The record is from RefSeq and is a predicted model, not a curated record. Gene Ontology annotation, molecular function: DNA-binding transcription factor activity; DNA binding.